AUGUCAAAUCUUUACGAUAUCGAUCACGGAAGUUUAACACUUUCUGAGCAUAGAUCAUUCCCAACAACACCGCUUGUGAAGUUAGGCUCUAGCUUUGACAAGGUAUCAGAUUUCCUGAAACGUUUCCAAGGCAUCCCUGAUUUGCUGGAACUCGAUCAUCUGACCGUUUCGGGUGAUGUAUGGUUUGGAAAAGAUGUAUCGCUGAAGGGAACAGUUAUCAUCAUUGCCAAUCACGGAGACCGAAUUGAUAUUCCGCCUGGCUCAAUCUUAGAGAACAAGAUCGUCUCUGGUAAUCUGCGUAUCUUAGAGCACUAA
This is a messenger RNA of Cooperia oncophora, 315 nucleotides long. The record is from the annotation of a GenBank genome assembly. NCBI's taxonomy places the organism in Eukaryota, Metazoa, Nematoda, Chromadorea, Rhabditida, Trichostrongylidae.